UAUGUUCUCAGAUGAAAUGAAGAGAAUAAUUCUAGAAUAAUUACAGAUGAAAGAAAGGAAAUGGAAGGAGAAAAUUUCACCAUGUGGAGUUUGUUUGUCCUGGAGGGAUUUUCCCAGUAUCCAAGGCUAGAGAUUGUUCUCUUUGUCUUUAGCCUUGUAAUGUAUCUGAUAACCCUCCUGGGGAAUAGCACACUUAUUUUAAUCACUUUCAUAGAUUCGCGCCUUAAAACACCCAUGUACUUGUUCCUGGGAAAUCUCUCCUUCGUGGAUGUCUGUUACACAUCUGCUUCGAUUCCUGCUUUGCUGGUGAACUUGCUGUCAUCCCCGAAGACCAUUAUCUUUUUUGGGUGUGCUGUCCAGAUGUAUCUGUCCCUUGCCAUGGGCUCCACAGAGUGUGUGCUGCUGGCGGUGAUGGCAUAUGACCGUUAUGUGGCCAUUUGCAACCCACUGAGAUACCCCAUCGUCAUGAACAGGCAGGUCUGUGUGCAGAUGGCCGCCAUUUCCUGGGUGACAGGCUGUCUGACUGCCCUGCUGGAAGCCAGUUUUGCCCUGCAGAUGCCGCUCUGUGGGAAUCUCAUUGACCACUUCACAUGUGAAAUUCUGGCAGUUCUGAAGUUAGCUUGCGUGAGUUCAUUGCUCAUGGACGUGGUCAUGCUAGUGAUCAGCAUUCUCCUCCUGCCCAUUCCAAUGCUUUUUAUCUGUGUCUCUUAUGUCUUCAUCCUUUCUACUAUUCUGAGGAUCAGUUCAGCAGGAGGAAGAAACAAAGCUUUUUCUACCUGUGGUGCCCACUUGAUGGUGGUGAUUUUAUUUUAUGGGGCUGCUCUUUCCAUGUACCUAAAGCCUUCUUCAUCAAACUCAAAAGAAAUUGAUAAAGUCAUCUCAUUGCUUUAUGGAGUGCUUACCCCUAUGUUGAACCCCAUAAUUUACAGUUUAAGAAACAAAGAAGUCAAAGAUGCUAUGAAAAAAAUGCUGGGCAAAAUGCCAUUGCAUCAAACACAUGAAUGUCUGUGA
Messenger RNA from Lepus europaeus (European hare), 1011 nucleotides. Its product is annotated as olfactory receptor 2K2. The record is from RefSeq and is a predicted model, not a curated record. Gene Ontology annotation, molecular function: olfactory receptor activity; G protein-coupled receptor activity. Bases 61 to 1011 code for a protein of 316 amino acids. Gene Ontology annotation, biological process: G protein-coupled receptor signaling pathway. Lineage: Eukaryota; Metazoa; Chordata; Mammalia; Lagomorpha; Leporidae. The transcript has a single exon. Gene Ontology annotation, cellular component: membrane.